This is a messenger RNA of Myxocyprinus asiaticus (Chinese sucker), 3178 nucleotides long. RefSeq lists its product as uncharacterized. The coding region runs from base 58 to 2439 and encodes 793 amino acids. The record is from RefSeq and is a predicted model, not a curated record. Gene Ontology annotation, biological process: cell-matrix adhesion. Lineage: Eukaryota; Metazoa; Chordata; Actinopteri; Cypriniformes; Catostomidae. The transcript has 19 exons.
CAAGAAAAAAAGUAGAAAGAACUCCUUUCUUCUCUGACUUCAUCUACUUUAGCAAUCAUGAGAAAACCUCCAGUUUCUAAACGUUUGCUGGUGUUCACAAUAAUUUCAGCCCUGUCACUGGCCAGGGCACAAUCAUCAACGACAGGCAUUCCACAAACAACUACAUAUCCAACAACAGCAGCAAUUCCACAAACAACUACAUAUCCAACAACAGGCAUUCCACAAACAACAACAACUGUACAGCCAUGGGCAGCACCAGCGAUAUUCUAUCCAUUUGGCUCAACGGCAGGAGAUACACAAAUAUCCGUCAAUGGUGUAUUUGAUGACUUCUCUAAUGUUGUCCUAUCCAGUCCAUUUAAGUUCUUUGGGCGCACAUACAACCAGAUAUAUGUUAAUAACAAUGGACUCCUUACGUUCAACCAAGAAUUACCAGAAGCUAACCCUUACCCCUUUCCCACCCAUGGAAAUGGAGAUUUAAUUGCUCCUCUAUGGACAGAACUUGAUGGCUAUGGGCUUGGGGUUUUCUCAUAUAAUCAGUACACAAAUGGAAGUGUACUCACUCGGGCCACUCAGGAUAUAAACCAGUAUUUCCCUGAUCUGAGCUUCAGUGCUACUUGGGUCUUUGUUGCAACUUGGGACUUUGUUCAAACUUGGGACGCAAAUACCUUUAAAGCUCAUUCAGGCCCAGCAAUCACUGUUCAAACGGUUUUAAUUUCAGACAGUGCAUUUUCCUUUAUUCUGCUGAAUUAUGGUGACUGUGGUGUGACAAAUUUUCCAGUGGAGGCUGGCUAUUGCACAAUAAACUCCACAGACUACUUUGUAAUUCCUGGGUCAACCGAUGGCAACUCCCUCCCAAAUCUCAAGGACUCCACCAAUGUAAAUGUUCCAGGCCGUUGGGCCUUCAGGGUGGACAGUACAACAGGAAGACAAUGGACAGCUCCAGAGACAUUCUAUCCAUUUGGCUCAACGGCAGGAGAUUUAGAAUAUUUUGUUGUUGGUGAUGAAAGCUCCUACAAUGUUGGCCUAUCCAGUCCAUUUAAGUUCUUUGGGCACACAUACUAUCAGCUUUAUGUUAAUAAUAAUGGACUCCUCACGUUCAGCCAACCUAUUACAGAAGCUAACCCUUUCCGCAUCCCGGCCAAUAGCGGUCUAGAUUUCAUUGCUCCUCUUUGGACUGAAUUUGAUGACUAUGGGAUUGGUGUGUUAUCAUAUCAACAAUACACAAGUGGAAGUGUACUCACUCACGCCACUCAGGAUGUAAACCAGUAUUUCCCUGAUCUGGCUUUUAAUGCUACUUGGGUCUUUGUUGCAACUUGGGACUUUGUUGCAACUUGGGAUGUGAAUUCUUUUCGUAAUCACUCAGGCUCAGCAAUCACAGUUCAAGGGGUUUUAAUUUCAGAUGGUGAAUUUUCCUUUAUUCUGAUGAAUUAUGGUGACUGUAGUACAAUAGGUUUUCAAGUGGAGGCUGGCUAUGACACAGCAAACUCCACAGACUACUUUGUAAUUCCUGAGUCAACAAAUGGCAACUCCAUCCCGAAUCUCAUGUACUUGAGUAAUGUAAAUGUUUCAGGCCGUUGGGCCUUCAAAGUGGACAGUGAAAUAGCACGGUCAUGGACAGCACCAGAGAUAUUCUAUCCAUUUGGCUCUACGGCAGGAGAUACAACAUAUGUUAUUGCUGGUGACGAAAGCUCCUACUAUGUCAGUCUAUCCAGUCCAUUUCUGUUCUUUGGGCGCACAUACAACCAGCUAUAUGUUAAUAAUAAUGGACUCCUUACGUUCAGCCAAUCUAUACCAGAAGCUGACCCUUUCCCCUUCCCUGCCUAUAGCGGUCAAGAUUUAAUUGCUCCUCUCUGGACGGAUCUUGAUGACUACGGGAUUGGUAUGAUCUCUUUUCAGCAAUACACGACCGGAAGUGUGCUCACUCGUGCCUCUCAGGAUAUAAACCAGUAUUUCCAUGACCUGAGUUUCACUGCUACUUGGGUCUUUGUUGCAACUUGGGAUUUUGUUGAAACUUGGGAUGUGAAUACUUUUCGUGAUCACUCAGUCCAAGCAAUCACUGUUCAAGCGGUCUUAAUUUCAAAUGGUGAAUUUUCCUUUAUUCUGAUGAAUUAUGGUGACUGUGAAGUGAUCUAUCCAGUGGAGGCUGGCUAUGACACAGUAAGCUCCACAAACUACUUUGUUAUUCCUGGGUCAACCGAUAACAACUUCCUCCCAGAUCUCAAGAACUCCACAAAUAUAAAUGUUCCAGGUCGUUGGGCCUUUUGUGUCUCAAAAGAUGAUGUCAUUGGACUUCAAAUGAGGCUUACGUCAUUUUCAGACCUAACAGACAAUGAAAACAUUCUGAUUUUUUUGGAGAACCUAAAACAAGAGCUGAGCAGUCGUGGAGUGUCAAGCAACAUAAAGCUGACCACCAGAAAAGUAGAAAAGACAAAGCCAUAAUGCCAGUUUUACACAGAGGGGAAAACCUUUUUUUUUUUUUAUAUAUCAGAGACCGGUCCAUUAAGUCUCUGACACCAAAAUUUCUUACAAAUGUAGAUGAAAAACCAGAUAAGAGACAGGAAUGUUGUUCCUCAGGUAUAGGAACUUGCAUAUGUGCUCGCCUUUGAUUUACUUUCUGUCUCUCAUACACAGAUAACACACACACAUAGUCACACAAAAGCACAAAUGAGUACAACUAUUGAAUUGAUAUACAAAAAUCAAGCCUCAAUGUGUAAUUGUAUUACAUUCAAUACAUAAUCAUUACAUUAUUCCAUUUUCAUUUCGAUCAGUUUGUAUAGUAAAAUUUAAGAUUGAAAAUGCUUCAUGAAAAGAAAAGCACUCUUAACCAUGUGCUGAUUUGGUACUUCAUCUUUUUAUCUUCAACAUAUAUCUUGAUUUAGCUCAAAUAAUCACAUUCAAUCGUUGUCUUUUCAUUGCCAGUCCCUGCUUAUAUAACCAAUUGCAGGGGUUUAACCUAAAUAAACAGAUCUAUAUAAUGUGAAAAGUGAAAUUGUAUACUGUAUAUUCUUUUAAUUAAAGCCAAUAUCCUAUCCAUGUUAAAACAAUAUAUUGCAAGUUCACUCAACUGUAAAUUACUCCUUAUUUCUUUUACCUUCCUUGAACAUUUUAAACAGUGAGAAUUACUGAUUGCAAUAAGACGUUUCUAGAGCUACAGAAUAACUUGUAUCGAAUGUUCUAU